Messenger RNA from Camarhynchus parvulus, 8232 nucleotides. RefSeq names its product angiomotin (gene AMOT). Gene Ontology annotation, molecular function: signaling receptor activity. NCBI's taxonomy places the organism in Eukaryota, Metazoa, Chordata, Aves, Passeriformes, Thraupidae. Gene Ontology annotation, biological process: actin cytoskeleton organization; regulation of cell migration; establishment of cell polarity involved in ameboidal cell migration. Gene Ontology annotation, cellular component: bicellular tight junction; cytoplasmic vesicle; lamellipodium. The record is from RefSeq and is a predicted model, not a curated record. The transcript has 13 exons. The coding region runs from base 1061 to 3802 and encodes 913 amino acids.
GCGCUCCGCGGGCCGCCCGCGCCCUCAGCAGCGGAAGGAGGCGGAGGAGGGAGCCCCGCCGCCCGUGCCGCCCGCUCCGCUGUGCUCCGUGCUGCCCGUGCUGCCCGCUCCGUGCCGCCCGGCCCCGCUCCGCUCCGCCGCCGCGCACAGGUAACCGGAGGAGCAGCGAGCGCAGCCCAGCCCAGCCCGGCCGGGCGCGAUGCCGCGGGCCGCCCUUCGCUGCCGGGGCCGCGGGCGCUGCCACUGCCCCGGGCGGCGCUGCCACUGACAGCCCAGCUGCCGCUGCCGGACGCGGACUUUCCCCUCUUUGUGUUUAUUCUGCCGCUCUGAGGUACCGCUAUCCUCCUCCCAGCGACCGCGGGCAGGUCCUGGCUGACUCUGGGAUUUUUUUUACCCCCCUUCCAGCUCGAUUGCCUGUUCUGAAAGUAUAUUUAUUUUUAAUAAAAGAAAAAGUCGAGCCAUAAAUCCAGUUUGUAUCACAUUCCCCGUACUGUUGAGUCCGGUUUACUUCUGCGGUUAAAAAAAGUUUACUCCCCCUCCUCCAGUUUUAUUGACACUGAGGAUGAAGAAGGAUUUGCAAAUGAAAGCGCCUUGAAAUACAGCAUCUUUUGGAGAGAGCUCUGCAGUUCUCCAGCCCGUUAAAUCUCGAAUUCCACCCUUUGCCCCUGCUGAAUCCACUGUUCUGCCCUUUACUCUCUGGGGUAAAAAACCAAACAACAACAACAAAAACCCGAGGGGAAAAAGAAUACCUUUGGCAGCAGGGAAGCUUUGUGUGACUGACCCAACGAGCUACAAGUGUCCAGUUUCUGAAAAGAAGAAAACCCUUUUGUCUUCAGCAGAUCAGUAGAAUUAUUUUGGGAGCGAGGGGAGUAUCAAGUGAUCAGGCCUGCUGAAGAGGAGCCUGAAGCCAUCUCUGAGUGGAGAUCUUGGGUUUGCAGGAGGAAGGCUGAGUUUGUCCCCCCAUGUGGCAGAACUGCUCCUCCUUACCAGGGAACUGCAAGUGAAGGACAAAGGUCAAGGGCAGCUUUUACGUUCCACCCAAAAGGCACCACAGUUUGAGAUGAGGAAUUCAGAAGAGCAAGCAGCUACGACAGUUUUACAGCGCCUGCUGCAGGAGCAGCUCCGAUACGGGAACCCAAAUGACAACCGCAACCUUCUGGCCUUACACCAGCAAGCCACAGGCAAUGCCCCCCCUUUCAGCAGCACCGGCAGCCCGGCCUCUCAGAACGAAGGGCUGAGCUCCCAGGAGCACCAGCUGGUCACUCAUGCUGCCCGCCAGGAGCCCCAGGGCCAGGAGAUACAGGUGGACAACAGCAUCAUGGAGAAGCAGCUCUCACCACGCCUGCAGAACAGCGAGGACCUCCCGACCUACGAGGAGGCCAAGGUGCAGUCGCAGUAUUUCCGGGGCCAGCCGCACGCCAGCGUCGGGGCCGCCUUCUACGUCACGGGCGUCACCAACCAGAAGAUGAGGACUGAGGGGAGGCCCACGGUGCAGCGGGUGAGCCCGGGAAAGGUGCACCAGGAUGAGGGACUGAAGGACCUCAAGCAGGGCCACGUGCGCUCCCUGAGCGAGCGGCUGAUGCAGCUGUCCCUGGCCACCAGCGGGGUCAAGGCCCACGCGCCCGUCACCAGCGCGCCGCUCUCCCCGCUGUCCCCGCUCUCUCCCCAGCAGUCCAGCGACCCUUACAAAAAUUCUAGCUCCAAUGAGUUCUACAAGAAUUCGGUGCAGCCCCCUUCCCAGCCCAGCAUCAAAGGAAUGGAGCAGCGGGGGCCUCCCCCAGAGUACCCUUACAAAAACGUGUCCACCCCAUCUAUGAACUGCAAGCCUCAGGACUCGGGGCAUUUCUAUAGUGACCAUCGCAUGAGCCAGCAGGGAAGAUCUGAUGGGCCUAUGAUGAGGUAUCAGCAUCCCCCUGAGUAUGGCUCAGUCAGGCAGAACCCAGAUGUGCAGCUGCAGUUACAACAGAGACCACCUCACCACCACAGCCCAACUUCCUCCUUGACAUCCCUGGGAUCUUUGACUUUGCUCCAGUCUCCACCACCCUCUAGGCUGUCCCCAUCCCAGCAUCAGCAACCUCUGACUCCCAGCCAGGCAGAUCCUGGUGUUCUGCCCCGGCCCCAGCAGCCUUUCCUGUCCAACCCAGUCCAGCAGGGGGAUCUGUACCGACUAUGCCAGCCCUUCCUGGGCCCCCAGCAGCAGCAGCAGCAGCAGCAGCAAGGAGACUCCUACUCCAUGAGAGCCCAGCAGAUCCCUUCCCCAUACCAGCAGGUGCAAGUGGAUCCUUUUGCCAUCGUGUCCAGGGCCCAGCAAAUGGUGGAAAUCCUGUCCGAGGAGAACCGGUCCCUACGGCAGGAGCUGGAUGGGUGCUAUGAGAAGGUGGCCCGGCUGCAGAAGCUGGAAACAGAAAUUCAGCAAGUUUCAGAGGCCUACAAAAACCUGGAGAAAUCAUCCUCUAAGCGGGAUGCCCUGGAAAAAGCCAUGAGAAACAAACUGGAAGGAGAAAUUCGUAGGCUUCAUGAUUUCAACAGGGAUCUAAGAGAACGCAUGGAGACAGCCAACAAGCAGCUGGCAGAGAAGGAGUUUGAGGGCUCUGAAGACAAUCGGAAAACCAUCUCUCAGCUCUUUGCACAAAACAAGGAAACACAGAGGGAAAAAGAGAAACUGGAAAUAGAGCUGGCUGCUGCCCGCUCCACCAACGAGGACCAGCGGAGACACAUCGAGAUCCGAGACCAGGCCCUGAACAACGCUCAGGCCAAGGUGGUGAAACUGGAGGAGGAGCUGAAGAAGAAGCAGGUCUAUGUUGAGAAGGUGGAGAAGAUGCAGCAGGCCUUGGUUCAGCUGCAGGCAGCGUGUGAGAAGAGGGAGCAGCUGGAGCACCGGCUGCGCACCCGGCUGGAGAGGGAGCUGGAAUCUCUCCGCAUGCAGCAGCGUCAGGGCACAUCUCAGGCUGCCAAUGUCUCUGAGUACAACGCCACAGCACUGAUGGAGCUCCUGCGUGAGAAGGAGGAGAGGAUCCUUGCUCUGGAAGCUGACAUGACCAAGUGGGAACAGAAAUACCUGGAGGAAAGUGUGAUGAGACAGUUUGCUUUGGAUGCAGCUGCGACUGUGGCUGCUCAGAGGGACACCACGGUGAUCAACCACUCGCCCAACCCCAGCUACGACACCUCCCUGGAAGCUCGAAUCCAGAAGGAGGAGGAGGAGAUCCUGCUGGCCAACAGGAGAUGUCUCGACAUGGAGGGAAGGAUUAAGACCCUGCAUGCCCAGAUCAUCGAGAAGGAUGCCAUGAUCAAAGUGCUGCAGCAGCGCUCCCGCAAGGAGCCCGGCAAGACAGAGCAGCUCUCCUCCAUGAGACCUGCCAAGUCCCUCAUGUCCAUCUCCAACGCUGGCUCAGGCUUGCUGUCCCACUCCUCAACCCUGAGCAGCACCCCCAUCCUGGAGGAGAAGAGGGAGGACAAGAGCUGGAAGGGCAGCCUGGGUGUUCUGCUGGGAACAGAAUAUCGCUCUGAAUCCAUCCCCUCCACCCCCUCUCCUGUCCUGCCCUCCACACCACUGCUGUCAGCCCACUCCAAGACAGGCAGCAGAGACUGCAGCACCCAGACAGACAGGGGCAAUGAGCAGGGCAAAGCUGCUCCUUCCCCUGCAGCUCCCACCCCAGCACGACUCCCCAGCACCAACCUGAGCUACAGUGCAGAGAAAACAGAUGGGCCACUCUUCCACUCCAGCACUCUUGAAAGAAAAGCCCCUGUUCAGACUGUGGGGCAGGACCUCCCAGAUGGAGAGAUGGUAGAAUACCUCAUCUGAAAGGCUGUACCAGGAUCUGAGCUGGGAGAACAGUAGCAAGAAAUUUUUAAAAGACAUUUUUAUUGGGAAAAAAAAAUGUAGUACCUGAGUAAUAAAAGAACACUCAGCUGUUUGCUCUUGUAUAUUAUGUCUCAAAAGUUUGGACAGGUUAAUUUAUAAUUUGUUCUAAAUUAUAAAAAACCCAUAACACUUGUUCUUUGAAAGUUUCCCCCUUUAUUUUUUAAAUACUGGAUCUGGAAACAUCUGGAGAAAAAAACUAGACCUUAGGUGCACUACACGUGUUAUUUCAUUUCAGUGUUUUUAAAGUCUCUUAAGCAGAAGUACCUGCUCUCACAGGUGCUGAUACAUGUCUAGCUUGAAUGUAGUGAGGUGAACUUAAUGGCCUUAAAAUGAUCAGAACCAGGGACAUGGUUGUGAGCAUCACUUAAUGGUGUUGGAGUACAGCUAUUCUGGGGAGCUUUGACAAAUCUGAGCUGUGAUCAAGGGAGAUUUCCCUUUCACUUCCUCUUUCCUCUCAGUGUAAGAACUCAGAGUAGGUGUUUCAUAUUCAUAGGCUGAAAAGAUGUCCAUUUUCAGUGUGGUAACAUUUUUUUUUUACUUCCCAAAUUUCUUUUUUAAUUAUUUUGUUAUUAAAACAAACUACUCUGGCGAUUAAUGUCACAUUUCAUAUUUGUAGUUCCUUUUGCAAGAUUUGCCACACUUUUAUACUUAAGUACUUUUUCAAUAAUUUUUACAAUGGAUAGUAAAUAAUAUAUUGUAUUCAUGUUUUACAUAAAUUAAUAAGGAGAAUUUACAGGCCCAGCCCUGAUCUGUUAGAUCAGAUUUCUGACAUCAUAAUUCCAUUGGCUUUAGUGAAACUACUUCAAAUUUACCAUAGCUCAAGUGGGAAGCCCUGUUAUAGAUGGAACAACUUAAUCUACUGCAUCUGUGGAGAUCUUUCUCUGUAGCAGACUUUUCUAUAUUUCAAAUACCCUUCAACUUUGUAUAUCCCUCCUUUCUGGAGAGACUGGAUUCUUUUUCACAUAGCAAAGCCUCAGAGGUAGAGCUUUAAAGAGAAGCUCUGUGUAAAGGUUCAGAUGGCAGAUUCUCUCCUUUCAAAACACUUCUUUAAUUCAUCUGAGUGGAGAGAGCAGUUGAAAGAAAGUCCCAGAGGCAUUACAGAAAAAAGUGACAUAUUUAAGUCAUGAGGUUCACUUCCAGAUUUCUGGGAACUAGCACAGAUGCAGCAGUGCUUUGGUUACAGAAACUAUAAGGAGAUAUUAAGACCAAUAGAAGUACGUGAGUAUUUUUUUUUUUUUUGUUACUGUCUUUGCAUUUUAUUAAAACACUUCAAUAUUAAUUUCUGUUAAAACCUACUCUUUUUUUGUACUUGAAAAUUAAAAUAUUUCAUUAGCCAGUGGUCACACACUGGGAACCUGGCUAGUUUCAGCUUUCUGUUCAGCAUUGGAGUAGCAAAAUUUUCGUUACAGAUCAUUUCACCCCAGAAAUAAGGAAAUCCAGCAAUUAAUUAUCACAGAGUUAGUGAAUGCCUUUAAUUCCUGUUUGACCCUACUGCUGUGGUGUUCAAAUGAAAUGGCCUCACCAGCCCACCAGGGAUCACAGGAGCUCCACAGUGGGAGGGCAGAGGAGGUGCCUCUCUCUGCACAGGUGGUGCCUAAAGCUCAGCUCUGAGCUUUCCUUCUGAUAAUAAUCACUUCAAAUCCAAGGAAAACAUUUCCCACUAUUUCUGGCAGCUUUGCUGCUGGUUAGGGAUCUUCAGGCCAUACUCCCAGUCCUGCAGAAGGCAGAGGUGGCCAAGGGUGGGUUGGGAGAUGCUGUAGCCAGGCACAAACCUCUUCCAUCAUCCAGGCACUGCCAGGCUCUGUCUGUCCUGUGGGACAAUGUCUGUCCUGACAGCUCCAGACCUCCCUUCCCUCUGAGCCAUUCCCCACUCUUUUCCAGGCACUCUGUCCACCACCACUUCAUUCUCAUCCCUGAGAAUGUCUGCUUUUAUUUCUCUUGGUUUAAUUCCAUCACAAUUUAUGAAGUAAUGCCCACCCUGGGUGAUUUGAUUUCUCUUCCUCCUCCACAGUUGUUGAAAAUUCAGCUUUUCUCAUUAGCUCAAGGUGUCCACCUUUCUGACAUUUCAGCAUAAGCAUCUGUAUUAUAUUUUGUGAAUUUGGCUUAAAAUGAGCAAGGGAAAUCAAAUGCCAUUUGAGGUGGGGAGAACUGUUUGAAUGCUUUUCCUUUAGAGUCAGGAAAAGUAAUAUUCCAUUGUUACAAAUACAUUUCAGCAUCUGGAAAGAAGUUUUAGGACUGUAGGGUUCUAAAUAAACAGUUACAACUCUCUUGAUUCACAUAAAUUCUAAAAUGUCUGGGAAAAUUUGGAUAUUUUACAGAUAAAACCUCUUUCAGAAAACUGAUUUUCCCCAGUCAGUAUUGGCUGUUCAGGUGAAAAUAAUUGGUUUAUCCUCCCUGCAGCUCACUGUUUUCAAGUGGAGUGCCACUGCAUUUUAUUUUUACAAAUCAAAAAGGACAUGAUAGCUUUUUGUGAAUAAAAUACAGCAACUAUCUCCUCCAGAAAUGGAAGCCAGGCUGUCUCUGACAGCCUGAACCAUCAGGAUUGCAGGGGCCUUGGCAGUUCCUUACCCAUUGAAGUAAUUUUGGAAGAUGAUGCAGUUUCACACUGCUUAGGUCGGGCUCUUUGCCCUAUUUUGUAAUUUCAAUUUCUUCCAAAAAAGCAAAACCCCAAAACUUUGCUGUGGAAGCUGGAGGUUGUUUUCUUGGGAGCCAUCAGGAAUGUAUUCUUCCCCUGGAGCUUCCUCAGAGCCAUCCUGAUGUGAAUGUAAACGAGCUGCUUGCUUUGAGGAAGAUGUGUACUAUAGUCUUCAGUCUCUGUACAGAUUUUUAUUUUGUUUUUAAAACAGAACCUGCUUUAAGGAGACAAACUGCACACCUAGUUCCUUUGCCUUCUGUAGAGCUUAUUUCUAGUAGAAAGUGAUUUUUAACAAUGAUUGCAACAACCUUGGCAAACCAAAAUUUUAGACUAAGAGUUUUUCUUAAACUCGGGUAUUAGAAGCAGAAUUGUAGCUUUUAUAAAGAAAGCCACAUAUUCUUUGUAGAGCAAAACAAGAAAAUGAAGUUUAGUUAUUUUUCCUUUUUCUUUUCACUGCUUACAGAAAGGCCAAACUCCCAGGUCCUUCCCUUGGGCAGUUCCUUUGUGGUUUCACUGCUUGGGAGACUGCCUGAGAUCCAGAGACUUUUGUUCCACCUGGCCCAAGGUUCUUAUUAAAUUAAACAGCUCCUACCUGCAGCUCCUGAGGGGUUAGAGCAGGGAUUUAAUGUCUGGGGACUCAAGGGGACGUGUGAGGAGUCUGCAGCGGGACACUGAGGUCACCACGUGUGCUGGGCUGAAGUUCUGCCCCUGUGGGCUGUGCUGGAAGCUGAGCAUGGCCUUUGCUGUGGUUUUUGGGGCUGCCUGACUUGGGGGACACUCUCAGAGUUUUAUCCAGGCCCAUUUCCAAGGCCACCUCCUGCUCCAGGGGCCAGCAGUGUGUGGGACACGUGUGACACCCCCAGACCAAGGCUCUGCACACCAGGCAAACCCAAAUUCACACCAGACAAACCCAAACCCGGAGUGCCCAGGGCAGGAGCAGCCUGGGGUAGCUGAGUUUCCCCUCCCUGGGGCUGGCACAGCUUAUCCUGGAUUCACCCUGCUGCCCUGGCUGUGCUCUGUGCCAGGGGCUGGGGAGGGGGGGAAGGGUCUCUUUUCAUGUAUUUGUAUAGGAACUCUUUUGUAAAAGUUAGUGGUUUUAUGUCUAGGAAGUAAAAAGACAUUGUAAAAUGUAAUUGUACUGUAUUUAUGAAGAAAAUACAUUUCUUUUCAAAAAGAUCUUCUUCUAAGUUGGUUUUAGAGUUUGGUUUCCACCACCAUCAUCUUGCAGGGUUUUUGGGGGGCAAAUAGCUUUGAGCAGUUUCCCUCCCAGCAGGGUUGUGGUCUAACAGGGGCCCAGUCAGCUGCUUCUCUUUAGGACCCAAAAUAUCAAAGCAUGAAUUAAAAUACUAAAGUUUACCAUUUCACAACCAUAGACAGUAUGUCAAGAGAAUGAUCUUUCCUAUAUAAAUCUAUAUUGAAGUGAAUCACGUGGUUUAUUUUUUCCCCUUUAUUUAAACCAUCCAAGUUUAUUUUGUAAUUUGUGACUGGGCUGUUUUGUAAUUCAGCUGUUGAAACAGCCCUUAAGUCUUCGAAGGUUUAUGGCAGCUUUAAUUCUAGAAAGAAAACAAAAUAGUCCGUGUAAAUAUGCACUAAGAAGUCUUGUAAAUGUUGUGUAUCCAUGUAUUUUUAAAGAAUGGACCCUGUGUUUUCAGCUUUUUUCCACUGAUUUUCUUGUUUUGCAGUAAAUUUGUUUGGUAUGAGAAACUUAUGGAAUAUAAAACAAAAACAAUCGUCA